AUGGCAGCACUGUCUCUUGGACUGGUGAUGUCACAGCUGGUUGUCAGAGCACUUGUUAUCGAUCUGUAUGUGACUCUAACCCUAGGCAGUGCAGUUAAAGUCGAUCUGUAUGUGACUCUAACCCUAGGCAGUACAGUUAAAGUCGAUCUGUAUGUGACUCUAACCCUAGGCAGUGCAGUUAAAGUCGAUCUGUAUGUGACUCUAACCCUAGGCAGUACAGUUAAAGUCGAUCUGCAUGUGACUCUAACCCUAGGCAGUGCAGUUAAAGUCGAUCUGUAUGUGACUCUAACCCUAGGCAGCGCAGUUAAAGUCGAUCUGUAUGUGACUCUAACCCUAGGCAGCGCAGUUAAAGUCGAUCUGUAUGUGACUCUAACCCUAGGCAGCGCAGUUAAAGUCGAUCUGUAUGUGCCUCUAACCCUAGGCAGCGCAGUUAAAGUCGAUCUGUAUGUGACUCUAACCCUAGGCAGCGCAGUUAAAGUCGAUCUGUAUGUGAUUCUAACCCUAGGCAGUGCAGUUAAAGUCGAUCUGUAUGUGACUCUAACCCUAGGCAGCGCAGUUAAAGUCCUGUCUCAGCCGGGGAACACAGUAGAGUUUCCAUGUGACUACAGCUAUGAAGACCACCAGGACAUCCCACAGCUGUCUGUCCAGUGGAGAGGCCCGAGCAACACGCUCCUCUGUCACUACAUCAAACACAAGGCCUUCCAGAACUGCACACAGGGCUACUCACUGGACUACACGCCUAGGAAGAUCACUCUGAGCAUCACAGAGGUCAGAACGCAAGACUUCGGAUCUCACGUCUGCUCCGUUAGCAAGAGACACGAGUUCACGGACUUUAGCAUCGAGCUAGCCGCGAAGACAGAUCCCAUCACUUCCUUACCGACGAACAGGUGGGCUCAGUCAGGUCUUCCUGAGGGACAUCUUGUUGUCCUUGUCUGCUCUGUGUUGGUCAGCACCUGGGGAUGAACAGUAAAAAUACUGGGAAAAUAAAGAACAGAUUGAGAUGACACUUUUUUAAAUAUAUAAAUAUUGUAAUUAG
Messenger RNA from Oncorhynchus mykiss (rainbow trout), 1036 nucleotides. NCBI's taxonomy places the organism in Eukaryota, Metazoa, Chordata, Actinopteri, Salmoniformes, Salmonidae. The record is from RefSeq and is a predicted model, not a curated record.